Messenger RNA from Perca flavescens (yellow perch), 1806 nucleotides. It is a transcript of the gene homer2, whose product is annotated as homer scaffold protein 2. The transcript has 9 exons. The record is from RefSeq and is a predicted model, not a curated record. Gene Ontology annotation, molecular function: G protein-coupled glutamate receptor binding. Gene Ontology annotation, biological process: G protein-coupled glutamate receptor signaling pathway. The coding region runs from base 441 to 1502 and encodes 353 amino acids. NCBI's taxonomy places the organism in Eukaryota, Metazoa, Chordata, Actinopteri, Perciformes, Percidae.
CUUGUUGGGGAGGAAGAAACUCUGCGCAGCGAGCAAGGAGGGAAAUGCAUUAACUUAAUUCAUCAACGCCGAUUCUUUGAAGAUAGCGAGGAAGAAAAAUUCCGAUCUGGGAUUUAUUUUGUCGCGAAAAACAAAAAGCAAAGAGAAAAACUUCCUGAAAUGACUGGGGUUCUGUGAGAGAGAGAGAGAGAGAGAGAGAGAGAGAGAGAGAGAGAGAGAGAGAGAGAGAGAGAGCGAGAGAGCUUCAACCCCGGUGAAUCGAGUUUUUUGUGCUCUCAUAUUUCAGUUGUAUCUCAGCAGUAAGAGGACUUGUUCGAAGCAGGCGGACUCUUUUGCACCGCUAAUCAUCUGCGGACUUUGAGUGCGCUUUAAAACAUUUUUUCCUAAAGACUCGCAGCCAAUAGAGCCUAUAAAAGGAGUUGUUCCUCAAGUCCGCGGCAAUGGGGGAGCAGCCGAUCUACACCACCAGGGCCCAUGUCUUCCAAAUCGACCCAACCACCAAGAAGAACUGGGUCCCUGCCAGCAAGCAGGCCGUCACUGUCUCUUAUUUUUACGACAGCACACGGAACAGCUACCGCAUCAUCAGCGUGGAUGGAUCCAAGGUGAUCAUCAACAGUACCAUAACGCCGAACAUGACGUUCACCAAGACAUCGCAGAAGUUUGGCCAGUGGGCGGACAGCAGGGCCAACACUGUGUUUGGACUGGGCUUUGCUUCAGAGCAGCAGCUGGCCAAGUUUUCUGAGAAGUUCCAGGAGGUAAAAGAUGCAGCCAAGGUAGUAAGGGAAUCUCAAGAAAAGGUGGAGACGAUGAGCAAUCACUCCCAGGAGUCUGGACGUGAGACGCCCUCAUCCAACCAGGCGUCCAGCCUUAAUGGAACAGAUGAUGAGAAAAUCUUCCAUGUUGGUCCGGAGGCUGCUGUACUGAAGACCGAGAACGAACGUCUCAAGACUGCAGUAGAACAGAGCAACACCAACGCCAAGAAGUGGGAAACAGAGCUGCAGACUUUAAGAGAAAAUAAUGCCAGGCUGGUGGACGCACUGCAGGAGUCCUCCGCUAAUGUAGAGAGCUGGAAGAAACAACUUAGUGCCUGCAAGGAAGAGAGUGACACGCUCAGGGAAAAGAUUACAGAACUAGAAGCUCAGUGUAACGAAGCCAAUCAGGAGAAGCAGAAAAACGCCCAACUGUCUGUACGAGUGCAGGAGCUGGAGACUGAGCUGCACGAAAAAGAGCAGGAGCUGGAGAAUCUGAGGAAGCAGGCCGAGAUAAUCCCUCAGCUGAUGGCGGAGUGCGAGAGCAUCACCGCAAAACUGCAGACUGCCGAGACGAAGAACAAGGAACUGGAGGGGAGGAUUGGGGUUCUUCAGCUGGACAUAGACGACAGUCAACACAAGCAGGGCAACAUGAAGAACGAGCUGAAGAAGUUCAUGGAUACACUGGAUGGAAAGAUAGACGAGCUGCAUGAGCUCCGGCAGGGGCUCUCUAAGCUCGGCGUCGAUAACUGAGUAAAGUGGCACUGAGCUGAAAGGGUCAGAGGUCAGGUACGGAGGGGCUUCACUACAGUACGUCUUCAGGGCAGAAACUAUGUGGCACCUACUCCCCCCGAGGUGAUGUCCACUCAGACACUAUCAGCUUUGGCUUCUAAUAAACAAUACCAUGUGCGAGAGAGAUGUUUUUUGGAGAGGGAGAGAGAGACUGGCAGGAGGAAGGCCAGCAUGCUCCACCAAAUGGCUCCAUUUUGUGUGCUGGCAUUCUGAAACUAAAUCAAGAAUCACACUUUGAGCUUUCUUAUCUGUUUCUGUGUGUGUG